GGGCGGUCAGGUGACGGCGCCCGCUGGCAGUGCGGCGGCUCCGCGGCUCGGGGCUGCCGCGGGGGAGCGGCGAGACCCGCGGGUUGAAUUAUUGUUCACCUGCUGUGCUUCCAAUGGAUUUUUUUGUAUUCUUUAACUUGUGGUGGGAAGUCUCCCAGGCUGUCCUGAAGUGUUUCUCUUGUAUUUUUAGAGCCAGGAUUCCAGUGGGGAAAUAUUCUUGACCUUUGUGCCUGAGUGGUUCUUGAGGAUGGCAAGCAAAGGACCCACGACGUCUGCAUCCACAAAGAGCUCCAGUACUGGAGGGACCAGUGGCAGCAGUAACGGUGCUGGGGAAAGCGCUAAUCAGGACAACACUUUUGAAUGUAACAUCUGUUUAGACACUGCCAAGGAUGCAGUUAUCAGCUUGUGUGGACAUCUCUUCUGCUGGCCUUGUUUACACCAGUGGCUAGAGACCAGGCCAAACAGACAGGUGUGCCCUGUGUGCAAAGCAGGAAUCAGCCGAGAUAAAGUUAUUCCUCUGUAUGGAAGGGGGAGCACUGGGCAGCAGGACCCCAGAGAGAAAACUCCUCCAAGACCUCAAGGACAGAGACCUGAGCCAGAGAACAGAGGGGGCUUCCAGGGCUUUGGGUUUGGCGAUGGUGGGUUCCAGAUGUCGUUUGGGAUCGGGGCCUUUCCCUUCGGUAUAUUCGCGACGGCAUUCAACAUAAACGACGGGCGGCCUCCUCCAGCUGUUCCAGGGACUCCUCAAUAUGUGGACGAGCAGUUCCUCUCCCGCCUCUUCCUGUUUGUGGCUCUGGUGAUAAUGUUCUGGCUGUUGAUUGCAUAAAUCUUUCCCAUUAUUCUGUAUAUUCAUGGCCAACGAGGUCACCGAAACAGUUACAAACUGCAUCUCCAUCCCAUUUUAAACUUCUUGGUGUCUGGUUCCAUAGCUAACUGUGGGCUUCAGGACUUGGUGGUACCACAACGCCACGAGGAGUCUCGCGUUUUGCACCAGAGUUGGAAAUUAAACGUUGGUUAAAAAGCGUAUUGCAGCUCAGCUGUCUUGUGCAACAGGUUCCUGCCACAAACGGUGGGCUGAGCUUUGAGCCCCACUCCUGAAGGGAGUGCUGCUGUGAAACCCUGUGCCAAUCAGUGACACCAGAUUUAUGUGAAAGACAGUUGCCCCAAGGUGAGCUGGGCAGGUAAGGCAACCCCUGGAGUGGGAUCACUGUCUCGGGCUUGGCAGCCACGAUGGAUCUGCCAGAGCUGUGGAUGUUGUUCAGAGUCUUCACGUCAACACCCAGCCUCCUUCAGGAGAUGCUCUGCAGCACUGCUGAGACUCUGGGCACAGCAGGUGGUGCAAAUGGAACCAGGUUUGUAGACUGGUUUCUUUCCUUGUGGCUGUUGCCUGGCACGGUGGAAAGCCCCUCCUGAAGCGAUUCCAGUAGCUCUCAGAAGAAGGGAUACAAAUCUAUGCUGCAAUUUCAUAAAGCCUGAAUUUGCUGGAGCCAGACCGUGGGAGCCUCUCUUGCUGUGGAGCCGGGCAGGGCUGCUGAAGAGCAGCACACAGCUGCCGGCCUCACCCGGCUCAGCCCUCCCUGAACAAACAGUGUUUUCUUCCUUGGUUCCAUGCAGCAGCCCAAGGCUGCACUCCUGGAAAAAUCCCCUCACCACCUUGUCACUGUAGCUACAUUUAUUCUGCCCAAGGCUCUGAAACUCUACACACGGUGAUGUACUCCAAAUAAAAUCCUAUUACAGAUCUGAGAUCAGCUUGUUUGGGAAGAGAAACAAAAGGCAUCUUUACCUGAGUGUUGACAUUAAACCUGUCAUGCUGUAAAGUUAUACAGGAGGAAAACUGAGAUCCUGCCUUUGCUAGCACGUGCCACGGUAGGGAACAUUUGGAGGAGCUGCACUCUACAGGUGUGUGCAGCAGAAUGGCUGCAGUGCAAGAGUCUCUGCAGUGGCUACCAAAGAUAAUACUUAAAGUGCUGGAGGAGAUCACAGCCAUUUCUGUACUGAGGGGAGAAUAUCUGAGGUUGGAAUCCUGUUGGGGAUACAUCUUUAAAGAGUCUUUGUAUAGAUUCCUUCAGAGCAGCAGAUGGGAGAGAUUCCCUGCCAAGAUGAGCAGUUAGUGUGUUUCUCUGACUAGGCAAUUCCAUUUCUUUUUUCUUACAGUUUUUAGGUUAUUUUUACUCUGAUUGCUGACAGUCAUAAUGAUUUCCUGCAAGAUUGAUGUUGUGACUUCCCUGGCAGUAGACAGAUAGCUGACAAGUCAUAGAAGCUUUGUUUCACUAGCUAGGGGUUUGCUAGUGUGUGGAUAAGGGUCCUGGGUGGGACACCUUAAUUACUUGUUGUAGAAGCUUAUUUAUGUAAUUAUAAACUGUUCACUUUUAGUAUCAAGACAGAGGAUGACUGAAGUUUAACUUGCCUACCUCCAAAAUUCCUCUGGCAAGUAAAAUGUUGGAAAGCUUCUGCAGUGUUUUGCCACAUAUGGUCAAAUUUAUACCAGACCCAAGGGUAAUCUGGCAGAAUAUAUUGCUCAGCUGUAAAUGACAAAAGCGGUGCUUCAGCUUCGGUUGUGUGGCACAUUUAAGAAGCUUAACUUUUUCUGUUUGUGGUUCAUCUCAAGUGCGUGACUUGGUAACCAGGACCCUUUCCAGGGGAAAGGCUGCUUGUGGCAGUUACUUUGUGAGCUAUAGCAGCGUGCCGCCAGCUUCGGCUUCCCUGCGUGAGCAGGCAGGCAGCACCACCUGCUGCUGGAAGGGCGAAGCUGGUGUGGCACUGAAAGGGACGUGUUUGAAAAGCUCGCUGCUAAGAGCAGGGCUGGUCCGGGGAGGAUCAGGAUCUCCCUUUGAACUUUUCUUUCCGAUAAAGAGGACAGAAAAGUGACUGAGAGUUUCAAGAAGUAUUUAAAGUGACUUAACUAGCAUAUUUGAAAAUACUGAAUGUUAAUGGCUUGGGCUUUUUUCCAUCUACUGGAUUUAGGUGGAGGUGGCUGCAGAAACGCGACCGAGAGCUCUUAUUUUCUGGCAAUCCAAGAAUGAAAUAGUCUGAAAGUGUUAACGCUUCUGUCCCUACCUUUUUCUCUAUGUUUUGUAUCGUAACACUUCCUCUCCUUGUACUUGGACUGCACACAGCCCGUCAUGGCUCUUCUAGUGCAUUACCAUUACUGUUCACUAAUUUUCACUGUUGUG
This is a messenger RNA of Dryobates pubescens (Downy woodpecker), 3173 nucleotides long. It is a transcript of the gene RNF185, whose product is annotated as ring finger protein 185. The record is from RefSeq and is a predicted model, not a curated record. The coding region runs from base 248 to 826 and encodes 192 amino acids. The transcript has 8 exons. Gene Ontology annotation, cellular component: endoplasmic reticulum. Gene Ontology annotation, biological process: ubiquitin-dependent protein catabolic process. Lineage: Eukaryota; Metazoa; Chordata; Aves; Piciformes; Picidae. Gene Ontology annotation, molecular function: ubiquitin protein ligase activity; metal ion binding; ubiquitin-like protein conjugating enzyme binding.